Colletotrichum lupini is the source of this 654-nucleotide messenger RNA. RefSeq lists its product as uncharacterized. The record is from RefSeq and is a predicted model, not a curated record. The coding region runs from base 1 to 654 and encodes 217 amino acids. NCBI's taxonomy places the organism in Eukaryota, Fungi, Ascomycota, Sordariomycetes, Glomerellales, Glomerellaceae. The transcript has 3 exons.
AUGCUGCGCUGCGUGUUGCUGAGUGCUGACCCGAGCCGACCAAUUCACUGCCCGACGGAGACGGGCGGCGGGAAGUUUUGGUUGUGCGUGGCGGCAGCGCACCCUCCCCUGUUCGCUUUCGCUUGCGAGGUCGAAGACAGGUAUCGAGUACUCAAUGCCACGCCCAAGAUAGCCGCAGUCGCGUGUACCAAUACGAAUGGUGCCGCCAUCCCGGGUGUGGCUGUUCCAGUUCGCGCUCUGCCUCUUUUUUGCUUUCGGCCGUCGCCGCCCAGAACAACUUUCACUUGCAAGUUGCGGCUACGGUACUCGUCCGGGCCACUGCCCACAUCACGAAAAGGUCCCUCCGAAAAGGCUCACUGGUCUCCGUCCGAGCUUCAUGGAGGUGGUCAAGGAGGUGGUGGAAGGGAGUCUACGGCGUUUGGCCAUGCGCUGACAUCAAGCCGUCCCAUUCUCGCGGCUCCAAAUUCUGUUCAGCUCGCCCCCGAAGCGGAAGUUGUGCCGUCGUCCGUUGUUCACGGCAUUAACAUCUGGAAAAGACUUUUCGUCCAGGGAGCCAGAGCCAGAGCCAGAGCCAGACCCGACGGCAACUUCAGGUGUCUCGUUCGCUCCCGACAUUCCGCACUGAACUGGGCCCUCAAUUUGGUCAGUGGUUAG